Messenger RNA from Acomys russatus (golden spiny mouse), 1135 nucleotides. RefSeq names its product undifferentiated embryonic cell transcription factor 1 (gene Utf1). The record is from RefSeq and is a predicted model, not a curated record. NCBI's taxonomy places the organism in Eukaryota, Metazoa, Chordata, Mammalia, Rodentia, Muridae. The transcript has 2 exons. Bases 46 to 1062 code for a protein of 338 amino acids.
GUGAGGCCACGCCUUGGAAUACGAGCACCUCCAUCUGGCUCCGGGAUGCUGCUUCGUCCUCGGAGGCCGACCCUGUUUUCUCCGCCGUCACCAGCUAGCCCCGACGCCGAGCUACGGCCGGCCGGGGACAUCCAGGUGACUACGUCUGAUGCCUUCGCCACUCCGAGCGCGAUGGCGGAACCCGGCUCGCCCAAGGCUCCCGUGUCCCCGGGCUCGGCGCAGCGCACGCCCUGGAGUGCCCGAGAGACGGAGCUACUUCUUGGCACGCUGCUACAGCCGGCCAUGUGGCGCUCAUUACUGCUAGACCGCCGGCAGGCUCUGCCCACCUACCGUCGCGUGUCGGCCGCACUGGCCCGUCAGCAAGUUCGGCGCACUCCCGCCCAAUGCCGCCGCCGCUACAAGUUCCUCAAAGACAAACUCCGAGAUUCCCAGGGUCAGCCGUCCGGGCCCUACGACGACCAGAUCCGCGAGCUCAUGGGGCUACUGGGCGACGAUGGGCAGCCACGGGUCCGCCGUCGCUCUACUGGACCCGGACGUCCUCAGCGUCGCGGCCGCUCGACCCUAGCGGCUUUAGCAUCGGUACCUACACCGGUUGAGCCAGGGGCUGCGCUUCAGCAGGCUGCGGGGGACGCCGACCCUGCUUCCGCGCUCAGAUUUAGCUCCUCCACUACGAAAUCUGCGGGUGCCCGCCGCAUUACCAGCUCCCCAGCUCCCACAGUCUUCGACACUCUGGCUCCUGAGCAGAGCCGUGCCCUCGGAUCCUCCCCGCGGCCAACCCUCGACCACGACUCGGAGGACCCGACUGACCCUCCUGGUCUUUCCCAAGACCGUGCGACCCCGCAGGUUGCUCCCCAGUCGCUGAACACCGCAUUGCUGCAGACCUUGACGCACUUGGGCGACAUCUCGACAGUUCUGGGCCCUCUGCGCGACCAGCUGUCGACCCUGAACCAGCACGUGGAGCACCUGCGAGGUUCUUUCGACCAAACCGUUUCCCUGGCAGUGGGGUUCAUUCUGGGCAGUGCGGCCUCCGAGCGGGGCAUCCUUGGGGACCUGCGUCAAUAAAGCUUUGUUAGUUACCAGUCUUCCCUUCCAGAGCCGACUUCCAGCCCUACCUUGACCCCAGUUACUGUCCCCA